Hordeum vulgare subsp. vulgare (domesticated barley) is the source of this 6819-nucleotide messenger RNA. Its product is annotated as putative pentatricopeptide repeat-containing protein At1g68930. Bases 22 to 2286 code for a protein of 754 amino acids. Gene Ontology annotation, biological process: RNA modification. Gene Ontology annotation, molecular function: zinc ion binding; protein binding; RNA binding. The transcript has 5 exons. The record is from RefSeq and is a predicted model, not a curated record. Lineage: Eukaryota; Viridiplantae; Streptophyta; Magnoliopsida; Poales; Poaceae.
GUUUGCCGGCUCCCGCUCGCUAUGAGCCGCCCGCUCUGCAACCACUACGCGGCGCUCCUCUCUUCCUCUGCCGCCGCCGGCGGCCGCGAUGGGGCCCGCGUCCCCGGCGCCGUCCACUGCCUCGUCCUCCGGACGCUCCCGCACCCGCCGCCCACCUACGUCCUCAACCACCUGCUCACCGCAUACGCCAGGUCCGGCCGCCUCCCCCUCGCGCGCCGCCUGUUCGACGCAAUGCCCGACCCCAACCUCUUCACCCGCAACGCGCUGCUCUCGGCGCUGGCCCACGCGCGCCUCCUCCCCGACAUGGACCGGCUCUUCGCGUCCAUGCCCCAGCGCGACGCGGUGUCCUACAACGCGCUCAUCGCGGGCUUCUCCCGUGCCGGCGCCCCCGCACGGGCGGCCGGGGCGUACCGCGCGCUGCUCCGGGAGGAGGCGGUGAUGGACGGCGCCAGGGUCAGGCCCAGCCGCAUCACCAUGUCCGGCAUGGUCAUGGCCGCGUCGGCGCUCGGUGACCGCGCGCUCGGCCGCCAGGUGCACUGCCAGAUCAUGCGGCUCGGGUUCGGGGCGUACGCCUUCACCGGGAGCCCCCUGGUCGAUAUGUACGCCAAGAUGGGCCUCAUUGGGGACGCCAAGCGGGUCUUUGAUGAGAUGGUGGUCAAGAAUGUGGUGAUAUACAAUACCAUGAUCACGGGGCUGCUCCGGUGCAAGAUGGUUGAGGAGGCUAGGGGGGUGUUUGAGGCGAUGGUCGACAGGGACUCCAUCACCUGGACUACCAUGGUUACAGGGCUGACGCAGAAUGGGUUGCAGUCGGAGGCGCUGGAUGUAUUCAGGCGGAUGAGGGCCGAGGGCGUCGGCAUUGAUCAGUACACUUUUGGGAGCAUCCUUACAGCCUGUGGCGCCCUUGCUGCCUCAGAAGAGGGGAAGCAGAUCCAUGCCUACACAAUCAGAACUCUGUACGAUGGCAAUAUCUUUGUUGGAAGUGCACUUGUUGACAUGUACUCAAAGUGCAGGAGCAUCAGACUGGCAGAAGCCGUUUUCAGAAGGAUGACAUGCAAAAACAUCAUCUCGUGGACUGCAAUGAUUGUUGGCUAUGGACAGAAUGGGUGCGGUGAGGAGGCCGUCAGGGUCUUCUCGGAGAUGCAGAGGGAUGGCAUUAAGCCUGAUGAUUUCACCCUUGGCAGUGUCAUAAGUUCUUGUGCUAAUCUAGCAAGUCUGGAAGAGGGAGCACAGUUCCACUGCAUGGCGCUUGUCUCAGGGUUGAGGCCGUACAUUACAGUGUCUAAUGCACUAGUUACCUUGUAUGGAAAGUGCGGCAGUAUCGAGGACGCACACCGCUUAUUUGAUGAGAUGCCAUUUCACGAUCAGGUCUCCUACACAGCCCUUGUCUCAGGUUAUGCGCAGUUUGGGAAAGCAAAAGAAACUAUAGAUUUGUUUGAAAAGAUGUUACUGAAGGGUGUGAAGCCUGAUGGAGUAACAUUUAUCGGUGUCCUUUCCGCUUGUAGCCGUUCAGGGCUUGUGGAGAAAGGCCGCAGCUACUUCCAUUCCAUGCAGCAGGACCAUGGUAUUGUGCCCUUGGUCGAUCACUAUACUUGUAUGAUUGACCUGUAUAGCAGAUCAGGGAGGUUAAAAGAAGCUGAGGAGUUCAUAAGGCAGAUGCCACGGUGUCCUGAUGCAAUUGGAUGGGCCACAUUGCUUAGCGCAUGCAGGUUGCGUGGUGACAUGGAGAUUGGGAAAUGGGCUGCUGAGAAUCUCUUGAAAACUGACCCACAAAACCCAGCGAGCUAUGUCUUGCUGUGCAGCAUGCAUGCUUCUAAAGGUGAAUGGAGCGAGGUUGCCCUGCUUAGGCGUGGAAUGAGGGAUAGGCAAGUGAAGAAGGAACCAGGCUGCAGCUGGAUCAAGUAUAAAAAUAAAGUUCACAUAUUUUCAGCCGACGAUCAGUCUCACCCCUUCUCCGGAACAAUUUAUGAAAAGCUCCAAUGGCUCAACUCUAAGAUGGCGGAAGAAGGAUACAAGCCUGAUGUCAGUUCAGUGCUGCAUGAUGUGGCAGAUGCUGAGAAGGUUCACAUGCUCAGCAAUCAUAGCGAGAAGCUUGCAAUUGCCUUUGGCUUAAUUUUUGUUCCGGAGGAAAUGCCGAUCCGGGUUGUCAAGAAUCUGCGUGUGUGUGUGGAUUGCCACAAUGCUACCAAGUUCAUCUCUAAGAUAACCGGUCGUGAUAUUCUUGUGAGAGAUGCUGUCAGAUUUCACAAGUUUAGCAAUGGCAUUUGUUCCUGUGGGGACUUCUGGUAAUUCUACUAUCUGUUCAUCCAACGUCGUACAUGCUUCAAGUUUAACUAAAAUCAGAAGUGCUAUGACCGGAAGAAAAGGAGGAAAGUUGAACAAAACCAAGCAUGUAUUAUAUUCCCUGGCCAUCAACUGGCAUUGUCUGACAGAGUAAGAACAAAUCAUGUUCCCUGCAGGUGCAGGAUUCAUAAAAGGUGUGUUUAUGUCAGCACGAAACUGUAGUCCGGGAAGAUUAUUUUGAUUAACAUCUGUUCCUAAUUGUUGGUUGAUAUGGAUCUGACAGACAAAGGGCGAAACUGCAUUUGCUGACAGCAGUAUGCAGUUUGGUAUAAAGAUUGUGCAUGACAUCUAUAUCCUUAUUGAUCUUGUUUACCAAAGUGAAAAGGCUAUUUCUUCGGUGUAUAUGGCUUGGAGAUGUGCCUCAAAGUUUGUUGAAAGAAGAUCCCACUGAUGGUUUUGUACCAAGCAACAAAGGGAACGGAGCGUUGAAUCAGCAUCCACUGACCCUCUAUUAUUAACUUGGAACAGAAGUGUUUCCGCGGGCAGGCUAGAACAAGUCAAUGUGACACCUGAACCAAUCCCUUGUUGAAAUCUAAUGCCUGGCCAUAUGGGUACUUGAUUGCAAUGUGAGCCAUAUAAAGGGUAUAUUUGUAGCGGUUCUGCUUGGGCAAGGUCACUGUAAUUGUGUCACCGUUAGCUACUUGAGAACAAGCUGCAGCAAGUGCUGGGAAGAACUUACGGGAGAAAUGCCUCUGAAGGACAAUCAUACUGCAGUUUGAAUAUUAGGAAUAGCAGAAGUCACCGGCUGCAUGCCCAAGAACCCCAGAUCAUGGCCAGGAACGAAUCAACUACAGUUCGAGGUGGUGACUUCUAGUGAGCCAACUGAUCAGUGAUAACCCAGAAAUGAAAUUAAUCUAGAGGUUAGAGAUUGCAGUAUCUUGCCAAUUCAUCAUGCGUACAGAGGUUAUCAAGGCAAACACCAUUGAUGAGGCCGUUGAAGGAAUUCUCGAUGAACUCAUGGAUACUAGAAGAAAAGAAAAUGUCAUAUACUUCGAUGGCUGGGAUGGGCUGGGGGCAUCUGCAGUCCUGCGAGUCGUAGCCCAACAGCUCGCACGAAAUGAAAAGAAAUGGUAUUGGGGACUGCAGUUUGAGCGAGUCAUCCACAUCGACUGCUCGAAGUGGGAGAGCACAAGAGCACUUCAGAAGGAAAUCGCAGAGCAGCUGAAGCUUCCCAAUCAGGUGAUGGAGAUGUUUGACAAGCAAGAUGAGGAGGAUGAUUUCAAUGGUAUUACUGAUCAACAAACUCGGACGGGGAUAACAGAGGUUGCAAUAGAGAUCCAGAGGACCAUACAGGGCAGCAGGUUUUUGCUGGUUCUUCACAAUGGAAGCAAUGAGGAGAUUGACAUAUCUAGCCUUGGUCUUUCUGUAUACGGAUAUUUGACCAAUAAGGUGAUAUGGACCUUCCAAGGGAGGUUUCGUAUGGAUCCCAAUAUGAAAGACAAGGCCAUGAAGAAGGAUAUAACAGAUGUUCUUUUCUCAGCUUCAUGCUAUGACAAAAAUCCACAAGAUCUCUGGUACUAUCUACUGCGUGAAGAGGCUACACUAGUUGCAUACAAGAAUGGUGUCGAUCCUGCAAUACUUGUUAAGUGCUUCUUAUAUAUGUUGACACUAAAUUGCACCAGCCGCCAUUAUGUCAACAGCGAGUAUGAUUUGGCUACCCAUGCCUGCAACUAUUGGAUAUGUGAUGGAAUCAUACCGAUAGUCACAGAUAGUGCUGAAGCAUGGCAAGUCAGUGAGACUCUGCUGGGUGAGAUCCGAUGGGAUAUGGACUACCACGACAAUGAAUUUCCAUCUCACUUUCUAAGGUAUGCUGAGUGCGUACCACACUGGAACUCACCAGCAUAUGGAUUUGUGCUGGUUCCCAAUGGAGUCGUUCCUAGCAGAAUGUUCCAGCAUUUUGACAAGCUUGGUGUGAUAAAACUCUCAAGGUGUAGCUUCAGCUUUUCAUCACCUCCAUUUCUCUGCUGCCGCGGCCUUAGAUUUCUAUGGCUUGACCACUGCAAAGACGAAAGAACAUAUGCAGAGCAAAGGGAGAGGUCGUGGGCAUGCUUUCAAAGCUUGUAGGUGCUUGACCUGCGCUACACAGAUUUGGAUGUGAUACUGUCAGCAGAGGUGAUUGAUCUCCUGACCCAGCUCAGGGAGCUAAACGUUAUGGGAGCUGAAAGCUGGGACAUGAGCCAUUUGCGAGGACGGCUGCGUAACAUUCGCAAGCUCCGGGUAACAAAGUCCACCUGCUUCUUCAGCAAUAAUGUGUUAUUAGAGAUGGAAAACUUGGAUCUUCUUGAUUUAUCAGAAAACAGGACCAGAGAAGACAUGUCAAGCAUAUAUGGGUCAGCAACCACGAUCAGAGAUGACAAGGCUAGCUUAUCUGGCUCAGCAAGCAACAUUAACCUUGAGACUGUCAUUAUUGGUCGAUAUGAUGGGUUAGAAAUCAUCUCUUUUAGGGACUGCAAAGAAUUGAAGAACCUAUUCUUGAAAGAAUCAUUGGGGAGUCUUGAAGAGCUGGAGCUCUCAGGCACAGGAGUGAAAACCCUCAAUUUCAGUCAAGUGGUAGCUACCUCGCUCCCCAAGCGGAUCAUCCUGCUAGGCUGCGAGAAGCUCCGUGCAAUAUUGUGGCCUAAGACAUUCGAAGGGGGAGGAUGGUCUGGUUUGCUGCAUCUUGACACCACCUCAAUAUCAGCAUCAGCUGACGGAGGUGAAGCAUCACAUGCACAUCCAUAUAGCGAUCAAGCCCUCCAACAGCAGAAAGAAGAAGAGUUUAAGGGUGGAUGGCGGAUUUGUCUGAUGGAUACAAGGCUCCUGAGGUCGCUUUAUCCUGUAAGAGAUUUUUUAAGGGCCACAUCCGUACAUAUUGAUAUCUGUCCUGCAGCUACUGUUGGUGGUCGCGACAUCCAAGGAACAAGCAGCAACAAACUAGUGCAAGUCCAACCGCACAGAAGGACGAUGGCGGAUUCCAUGUAUGGAGAUGUCUUGAAGGAUGAUGGCCCAGCUGAAGUGAUGGUGAUGUGGGACUGCCCUAAGAUAUUUCUGUAUUUGGACGAACCAAAGACAUGUAUGAUAAAGAUCAUUCAUCGACAGGGCAACAAACUUUUGGAGGAUGCCCCAUUCUUGCCUGAUUUUACAUGCAAGCAGAGUACAUCUGUGCAUGUCUAUGAUAACCUGUCCAUCACCAAUAUCCCUCCACCUCCCGACGGAUCAGGAUGGCAGAGUCUAAGAUGGUGCCGAGUCGAAAGGUGCCCCAAGCUACACACAGUCUUCAUUAUUCGGCAGGGCAGUGGUGCGUCCAGCUUUAGGCGUCUGGAGACAUUAUGGUUGUCCCAGCUUCUGUCGGCACAGACAUUUACCACGUCAAUUCUUACCUUUUGUAGCCUGGAGUUGUUGCACCUGGACUGUUGCCCCAGGCUCUUACAUGUGUUCCCCUUGGCCAGCAGAAAGUCAGGGAGGUUCUUUUGUAGUUAUUUGCAGACCCUAGAGAUAGUGUACUGUGAUGAUCUAAGGGAGGUCUUCCCUUUGGCCCCUGGGCGCCAAAAACAGGAUACAAUUAUAGAAUUUCCCUAUCUGAGGAGCAUCCACCUGCAUGAGGUCCCCAAGCUGCAGCGCAUCUAUGGGUGCAGGAUGUGGGCGCCUAAACUGGAGACCGUCAAGAUCCGAGGCUGUUGGAGCCUUAGGCGUCUGCCGUCCGUCGACCGCGACACCAAGCCACCCAAGGUGGACUGCGAGAAGGACUGGUGGGAUGACCUUCAGUGGGACGGAUUGAAUAAGUACCAUCACCCUUCCCUCUACGAGCCAAGCCACUCGUUGUACUACAAGGCGGAGCUGCCCAGAGGCACCAUACUCGGGUAAUUCACCUCUCCCGUGAAUUGAUCUUGGGGCUCGUCCAACGUGAAUGCAUGUACGUCAUCAUGCAGACUGAAGCUUUCCUGCCGUGUGUAUGUGGCUUGCCCUGCUUCCUGCUUGAUUGGUUUGUCGUGUUCUCUACAUCGGCGUUGCCUUGGUGCGGUGACGCCCCUUGCAGUCUCAUUUGAUUUGAUUUGGCCAUCCUUGCUCGAUUGGUCCAUGGAAACACGCUUCAUGUUGUUGCUUUCGAGCAAAUGCCGUGUUCUCUACAUCGGCGUUGCCUUGGUGCGGUGACGCCCCUUGCAGUUUCAUUUGAUUUGAUUUGAUUUCACCAUCGUUGCUCGAUUGGUCCAUGGAAGCACGCUUCAUGUCGUUGCUUUCGAGCAAAUGAGAAAAUAAUUCAGAGUGGGCAUUCAGCUGAUGCAGCAUGAGCUCCUUGUAAGUGAUCAGCAUGAGCUCCUUGUAAGUGAUUGCUGUGGCCGUAUAUAUAGUCAGCUAUCUGACUGGCUGUAAUACAUAAGCGUAAAUGAUGAUAGUGAUUUUUUUGUGUAUGUGGCGUUGUUUGUUGUGGUUUGAAUAACCAACUGGUUGUAAUUUAUAAUUUGCAACAUGAAUGGUGGUGAUGAUGACACUGAUGUGUUU